AUGAACGAUGAGCGACAAGCGAUAUCCAAUGAGAGACACGAUCUGGAACUCCAGGUGACUGCACUGAAAAAGACGAUAAAGAAGUACGAGAAAGCGAGACCGAAAGAAGACAAAGAACUCGUGGAAAGAAAAAUGUACGAGUUACUGGGAAAAAUAUUCAGUCAAGGACAAAUACGGAUGAUAUUGAAUCCCUCACUAUGUAAGAUGAAAUGGUCUUCCGAAGAUAUCACACACGCGAUAUCCUUGCGAUGUGUCAGCCCAAAGGCAUAUCGUUAUAUGAAGCAUGUUCUGCAAAUACCACUUCCAGGCCUUUCAACAUUAAGAAGAUGCUCCGCAUCUUCUCAAGUUGUUGAGGAAUCAUUUUCUGGACAAAGGGUUUAUCUGGAAGGGGAAAAUAGUUGAUAAGGAAAUAUUGUUUAAGUUGCUUUCCAUUAAUGCAGGAGAUUUAAAAAUUAGCCAUAAAAUCACUACGUAUCACUUAAAUGUACAAGGUUCCGAAAGACAGAAGGUUCUUCCUGCUGCGCAAGUCUUAUCCAACACGAUAGCUUCUGCGAUAGAAUGGUGCGGCCGUAAAAGUUACCUUUUGGAUUUACCAUAUCAGGAAGCAGCGUAUGUUAUCAGAUUGUGUAAUGACUGGUUCGAUGUUUUUAAUGCAAAAUGUAAGUACGGUAAACAUACAGGAAAAAAUGCGUACGGUAUAAAUAUUGAAGAACAGAAUGUGAUUUUAAACAACAUGAUGUCUUUCAUUAACGAAACUCGGAUAGGAAAGCAUAAAACUUUAUUACCUUUUCAAAAAGGCAUCUUAGUCAGUAUCGCUUCUUUACAACAACUAUUAUUAUACUUACAAGAACAAUACAGUACAUCCGAUUUUCCCAUCACUUAUUUAAUAACUUACCGUCUUAAUCAAGAUUUGUUAGAAAAUUUGUUCUCAUUCUUACGUUCAAUAGGGUGUGCGAACGAUCACCCAACACCCUUAGAUUUUAAAUACCGAUUAAAACGAUAUAUAUUGGGCAAACAUUCUAGAUAUGCACUGUCAAAUGAAUGUAAUGUUCAAGAAAACAAAUCGAAUGAACCUAUUUUUGUAUCUCCUCUUAACUGCGAUAUCGAUGAUUCUAUGUUAACGGAUAUACUUUCAUCCUAUGUUGAAGAAGAAAACACUACUGUAACUUACAGUUAUGAAGAAGAAGAAUUGUGUAUUGGCGAAGCUUCAUAUGAAAAUUGUAUAACAUUAGAUCCGUGCGCGAUUAUUUCAAGUGACGAAGAACAGUUGUUACAAGCAUUAGAGGAUUUCAACGUUCAUGAAAUUAUCAAUGAAGAGGGUUUAAAAUAUAUAGCCGGAUACGUAGCGUUCAGAUUUAAAAGUAAAGACAAGACAUUGGGUAUUGAAACGCGCCAACUAGAAACAACGUAUGAUUCAGAUUGGUUGCAAUUUAUUUCGCGAGGGAAAUGUAUGUAUCCGAGUGACAAAUUAUUACAAUGUGCGCAUAUAAUGAAUAUUGAAUUUGAUAAGUAUCACGGAUCUAGUUUGAACAAAGAAAAUUUUAUAUUUCAAACAUUAGCAAAAAUAAUACAACCAAAAUUGAAAAUUAAAAUAUCGGAAGAGGUUUUACUAUGCCUUAUUAGAACCAGAACGUACAUUAGGGUGCGCGAAAUAAACCGAACGAUCGCAUCUAAAAAUCAUAGGCGAAAACAAAAAAAGAUAUCAAAAUAUACCAAUACAAAG
Molecule: messenger RNA, 1723 nt
Organism: Trachymyrmex cornetzi
Lineage: Eukaryota; Metazoa; Arthropoda; Insecta; Hymenoptera; Formicidae
Exons: 3
Coding region: 1-402 (133 amino acids)
Source: RefSeq, a predicted model, not a curated record